AUGGCCAUCACAAAACAGCCACGACCAACAAAAUCUCCAACGAAGCAUAAACCUGCAUGCUCAGCUCUGACAUAUUCUUCCAAAAAAUGCAAAAAUGCAGCGAGUGCCUGCCCGGCGAGUAAGGAAGUUCCGGUCUGCUGGGCUCAUAAGAAGCUCGGAGAGGUGGUGACUUGCUGCCAGGCACCUGUUGGAAAGAAUCGCAAAUGCAUGAAGAAGAUCCCCUGGACCGAGAUACAGCUUUGUUUCGACCACCAGAAUACCGUUUUACCUUGUCACAUAUUACGUCUGCCGAUCGAACUCCGCCAACAUAUCUUCUCGUUCGUCCUUGCUGAAUAUAAGAGGAAGUACGAAAUCUAUUCUGCGCAUCACACCUUUUUGACCAUAGCACGCUUGAAUCGACAGCUUUUCAAAGAGACAAGCGACCUUCUCUACCGAAAACUCCUGUGCCGAUUCUAUUUCUGGGCCGGGGAUAUAUAUAUCAUGGAAAAACGGUGUCCGUCUGCUGACCCCGGUUCCUGGCAGAAGAGCAAAAGGAUUCUAGUUGAAUUCGAUGUCGAUGAUGUUCGUGAGCCGAUACUGAACUACCUCGGGGUAAUUGCAGACCGUCUCCAGGGCUCAACCCUCCACAAACUUCAUUUUCAUGUCCACUCGGACGGGUUCCGGUACAGCGCCCCUCGACGGAUAGAAGCUAUUUUCAAAGCCAUGUCGUUGUACUUGGAGCCGUUCCGCCAAGUGAAGAGUGUGAGGGAACCCAUUUUCACGUUCAGCGUUGAGGUACCACGUCAGGCCGAAUUGAUGGCCAGGUCAUCGUCGGAUACGCCAGCUGCGUUGGGUGCAAUAAAGGAGUGGAACAAAUAUCUGCAGGAGCUGUUUGGGAACUGGAAAAGAGCGUGUAAGGAAGAUGCUGCUUCUUCAAUCAAUAAUUAG
Nannizzia gypsea CBS 118893 is the source of this 927-nucleotide messenger RNA. RefSeq lists its product as hypothetical. Bases 1 to 927 code for a protein of 308 amino acids. The transcript has a single exon. NCBI's taxonomy places the organism in Eukaryota, Fungi, Ascomycota, Eurotiomycetes, Onygenales, Arthrodermataceae. The record is from RefSeq and is a predicted model, not a curated record.